AUGAUUAUUCCAAUACGUUGUUUUUCCUGUGGUAAAGUUGUUGGUGAUAAAUGGGAAACAUAUUUAGAAUUAUUACAAGAUGAAACCAUCAGUGAAGGUGAUGCUUUGGACAAAUUGAAGUUGAAGAGAUAUUGUUGUAGAAGAAUGGUUUUAACUCAUGUUGAUUUGAUUGAAAAAUUCUUGAGAUAUAAUCCUUUGGAAAGAAAAGAUGUAAACUAG
Candida tropicalis MYA-3404 is the source of this 219-nucleotide messenger RNA. RefSeq names its product DNA-directed RNA polymerase core subunit. The coding region runs from base 1 to 219 and encodes 72 amino acids. Gene Ontology annotation, molecular function: DNA binding; zinc ion binding; DNA-directed RNA polymerase activity. Lineage: Eukaryota; Fungi; Ascomycota; Pichiomycetes; Serinales; Debaryomycetaceae. Gene Ontology annotation, cellular component: RNA polymerase I complex; RNA polymerase II, core complex; RNA polymerase III complex. The record is from RefSeq and is a predicted model, not a curated record. Gene Ontology annotation, biological process: transcription by RNA polymerase II; tRNA transcription by RNA polymerase III; transcription by RNA polymerase I. The transcript has a single exon.